AUGACAGCAGGAACAGUCGUCAUCACUGGAGGAAUUCUGGCCACAGUGAUUCUGCUGUUUAUCAUCGCUGUGCUCUGCUACUGCAGACUACAGUACUACUGCUGUAAGUCCAAUGGCUCGGACAGCGGCUCUCUGUCUCAGCAGCACUUGGCCUGUGACUCUGUGUGCUCACCCCCCGCGGCGCCCUCUACAGGCGGGCCGCGGUACUGCCCUAGCUGCUCCCCACGCCGCUCCCCCUUCUACAUCCGCACCAGCGACAACGGCGCACGCAAUGGCGGCGAACGUGUCACCUACAUGCCCACACACUUCGAGAACCCAGCCCUGGCCCCGCCCCUCCCCCACGGCCAGGGCAGUGUGCUCCGGAGCGCCCCCUGGAGUCGACCGCCGGAAAUCUACACCAACACGAGAGCUGUGAGCACCGAGGUAUGA
This is a messenger RNA of Knipowitschia caucasica, 429 nucleotides long. Lineage: Eukaryota; Metazoa; Chordata; Actinopteri; Gobiiformes; Gobiidae. The record is from the annotation of a GenBank genome assembly.